AUGUCCAUGGGUACCUUUCGAGUCCGUCUGAACUGCAUCGACCAUUACCAAGCCUUACCCUUCGAAGAGUUCGAUCCUUUCCUCCCACAGGAUGUUGCCAGCCAGCAUGCAAGAGACCGACCGCGGAUCUCGGUUAUUCGCGUCUUCGGCGCCACAGAGACCGGUCAGAAAGUGCUAAUGCACAUUCACGGAGCUCUUCAAUACACCUACAUUGAGUACAGUGGUAGUCUGGCACCUGAGGAUGUGGAUGUGGCUAUCCGUACGCUCCAGCUCUCCAUCGAUCAUGCUCUCGCGCUUAGCUAUCGCAAGAACAUUUAUGAGGGAAAGCAUCGAUAUGUCGGCCACAUUUCUCUGGUCAAAGGCGUGCCGUUCUACGGAUACCACGUUGGAUACAAGUACUAUCUCAAAAUCUACCUGCUCAACCCUUUGCACAUGACGAGACUGGCCGAUCUUCUUCGUGACGGUGCGGUGAUGAAAAGAGUCUUACAACCUUACGAAAGCCACAUGCAAUACCUGGCGCAAUGGAUGUGCGACUACAAUCUUUAUGGCUGCGGCUACAUUGAAUGUGCCAGAGUCAAGUUUCGCUCACCUGUCCCAAAAUACUUUGACAUGACCAAUCCCAUGCACCAAUGGCACGAUCACUCGAUUCCUCCGGGUUGCAUUUCUGCUGACGGCGUCCUCCCGAAGCAGAGCCAUUGCGAGCUUGAGGUCGAUGUCCAUGUCAAAGAUAUCCUCAAUCGCCAAAACGUGGAAGCCCGGCCCCUCCAUCAUGAUUUCAUUGAACGACUUGAUCCAAUUCCAGCUGAUGCCAAAUUGGUCCAGAGCAUGGCAGGUCUCUGGAAAGACGAGACGCGGCGCAGGAAACUCCGCAUGGGCCUGAAAGAUCCUAAGAGCAGUCCAUUUCCACCGGAAGUCCUGAUUUCCAUGUCGGCAGACCCAAGAAAUACCUCUGCUGGAGGAUGGAUUCAUGAAGAAGAGUACCGUGAGAGACUCGGUCAACUGGCUGUUGAAGAGCACGAGAACAGUGACAGACGAAAAAUCUCCUUUGACACCUUUGUGAGGCCUACUGCUAUGGAGACCAGUGUACAGACAGCGCUCGAGAGCGUUGAAGAUCUUUACCCGGACAAGCUAGGGCGACGGUGGAGCUCCGGGAACGAAAGACCAGCACCGUCGGAGGAGGGACCUGAUCAGGUCCUUGUCGACGAAGCUCGGGCAGAAAAUCUUGCUGAAGCCAGCGAAUCUGACCCGAGCUCCGAAGAAGCCCAUGCAGCAAACGAAGCAUCGCUCGAGCCUGCAGCUACCAUGGACGACAACAAUUCCAGGAGCAAUGGAAUCCCAACCGACCAAGUGUCGUCGCCGAUCAGUUCUUCCGAAUAUCAAAAACACGGCAUCCGUCCUGCAGGGGAUACAGCGCGUCUAGAUGAGGAUGCUUUUGAGGUACCCGAAGAGUACGUUACCCGUAAAUUCGACUCUUCCACCGGCACCAAACGACCCAGGUUCGCACAAGCACCGACAUUCCGACCAAGGAAAAGACGGAGGCAGCUAAUUGACGAAGAUAAUGUCCUCCCCGACAUCACUUUCUCCGGUUCGGACGAAGACCCAGACUUCGCGACUGACGGCAACGGGUUUGGUGAUGGUGACGAGCCGACUGAAGAAGAAAUGGACGGCGUUCGUUUACCUCGAAGUACAGUCACUGGCUUGCCAGCAACUGGUCAGCAUCAGUCGGAACCGAAUAAUCCGUCACAAGAACGUCCCAACUCUGUCGAACUUUCACAACAAUCAACCCUAAGCUUUCCAACCGUCAAAAAUCCUCAUGACCCGGACACAGGCCUUCGCCUGAGUCAAAAGAGCAACACCUCUGAGAAGUCUCCGCAGACUGACUCCAACAAACAGCCGACGUACGCUGCCAUGCCUGAAACUCCCCUCAAGAGCGUACCGAGCUCAUCGCAACAGACACUCAUCCCUCCAGCUACAGGUCGAAGCAAUGACUUGGCACAAGACUUCGACUUCCAACUCCAAGGUCUUCGAGUGCCAGUCAAAGAUGCGUCUUUGCUAAUAUACCAAUCUCGGCCACCGAACGUUCAAGAGGUCAGAACAACAAUGUGGCAACAUGGUCUUCCCAACGUCCUCUUUCAAGAAGCAUAUUACAGCAAUGAGGAUGAUGUACCCGAGCAAGCAAGAGCAUACGCAGGCCGUGAAUUCAAACUCGAAAGCAACACUGUCCCAUAUCUGCCUGACUUCGACCCGACUGGUACAUCCCCCGCAUGUUUCGGUCGACGAGCGCCAGUGCUGGUGGAUGUUCCUGCGGAGCAAGUGCGGGACAAUCAAAGACGUAAACGUUGCACAAUCAAGGAAUGGGUCAUCGCGGAUACGCCGCCGCGAAAGGUGGACGUGCUUUCCUGGCUGCAGGAAGAGCAGAAAGCUGCAACUGAAGAAUCGAUUUCUACGACCAAACCAUCAUCCUCCAAGAAGGCACUUUCACAGAUUGAUGGGCCGACGCAGAAAAGCCGGUAUGGAUUCAAAUAUUCCCAAAAGCAGCCCAGCACGAGCGUCCAGCACGAAACACAAUACAUGAGUAUCAUGGCUCUCGAAGUACAUGUCAACACUCGUGGUUCGCUUGCUCCGAAUCCUGAUGAAGAUGCCGUCGCUUGCGUCUUUUGGUGUGUGCAGACUGACGAUGAGGACAUCGAGAGCAAGGGCAGCAAGGAAGGGAUUCACAAAGGGAUUCUGACAGUCGCUGACGAGCCACACAAGGCUAAGAAGCUAGGCCGCAACGUGUCUUUUGAUGUUGAAGAGGAGGCCACCGAACUCGACCUUCUCACGAGGCUCGUCGACAUUGUCCGGCUUUACGACCCUGAUAUUUUGACAGGAUAUGAAGUGCACAACAGUUCCUGGGGAUAUCUCAUUGAACGGGCACGUGUCAAAUACGACCUGAACUACUGCGAUGAGCUCUCUCGAAUGAAGUCUCAGUCUCAUGGCCGAUUCGGAAGAGAGGACGACAGAUGGGGUUUCAACCAUACUUCGACUAUUCGGGUUACCGGGCGCCAUACCAUCAACAUCUGGAGGGCAAUGCGCGGUGAAUUGAACCUGCUUCAAUACACCAUGGAAAAUGUCGUCUAUCAUUUGUUGCAUCAAAGAAUACCUCACUACAGCUUUGCUGAUUUGACAAAGUGGUACAAGAGCAAGAACCCGCGCGAUUUGGCAAAGGUCAUUGACUACUUCUCCAAUCGAGUGGAGAUUGGCAUUCAGAUUCUGGAAGCGAAUGAGCUGGUCCCGCGAACAAGCGAACAAGCACGUUUACUGGGUGUGGACUGGUUCUCUGUCAUUUCUCGCGGCUCCCAGUUCAAGGUCGAAUCUUUGAUGUUUCGUAUCGCGAAACCGGAGAAUUUCAUACUGGUAUCACCCAGCAGAAGACAGGUCGGAGGACAGAACGCCCUGGAAUGUCUGCCACUGGUGAUGGAGCCUCAAAGCAAUUUCUACACAAGUCCCAUGCUAGUCCUGGAUUUUCAGUCUCUUUAUCCCAGCGUCAUGAUCGCUUACAACUACUGUUAUUCGACUUUCCUUGGUCGGGUCGUCAGCUGGCGAGGCACGAACAAGAUGGGCUUCACGGAUUAUCGUCGAGAGCCCAGGUUGCUGGAGCUCUUGAAAGACUACAUCAACAUCGCCCCCAAUGGCAUCAUGUAUGCGAAGCCCGAGAUUCGGAAAUCGUUGCUGGCCAAAAUGCUCAGCGAAAUCCUCGAGACCCGAGUGAUGGUCAAGAGCGGCAUGAAAGUCGACAAAGACGACAAGACACUGCAACGUCUAUUGAACAACAGACAACUUGCACUCAAGCUCAUCGCGAAUGUCACCUACGGCUAUACCUCCGCGUCUUUCUCGGGGCGGAUGCCUUGCUCCGAGAUUGCAGACAGUAUUGUCCAGACCGGUCGUGAAACUCUGGAGAAAGCAAUCGCUCUGAUACAUUCGGUGGAACGAUGGGGUGCUGAGGUUGUCUACGGCGACACCGACAGCCUCUUCGUCUACUUGAAAGGUCGGACGAGGGAGCAGGCCUUUGACAUUGGAGAAGAGAUUGCAGACACCAUCACCAAGAUGAACCCACGCCCAGUCAAGCUCAAGUUUGAGAAAGUCUACCACCCUUGUGUCCUACUGGCAAAGAAACGAUAUGUCGGCUUCAAGUACGAAAGUCGGAACCAGACUGUCCCCGAAUUCGACGCCAAAGGCAUUGAGACGGUACGUCGCGACGGCACUCCCGCAGAACAGAAGAUCGAGGAGACUGCGUUGAAGGUUCUUUUCCGCACAUCGGACCUUAGUCAAGUCAAGAGCUUCUUCCAAGCACAAUGCGCCAAGAUCAUGCGUGGCAAAGUGUCGAUCCAAGAUUUCUGCUUUGCAAGGGAAGUCAAGCUCGGCACCUACAGUGACAAAGGUCCACCACCUCCAGGGGCACUCAUCAGUGCCCGGAAGAUGUUGGAAGACCCGAGGCUCGAACCUCAAUACGGAGAGCGAGUGCCGUACGUGGUGAUCACCGGUGGUCCUGGCGCCAGACUCAUUGAUCGGUGUGUAGCACCGGAGGUGUUGCUCAACGAUGCACAUUCAGAGCUGGAUGCCGAAUACUAUAUCUCGAAGAACAUCAUCCCGCCUCUCGAGCGGAUCUUCAACUUGGUGGGAGCGAACGUGCGACAAUGGUACGACGAGAUGCCCAAAUAUCAGCGCAUCAGGAGGGUCGAAGCAGGGCUUAUCACCGAUGGCAAAGACAUGGGGUUGGCGAAGAAGACCACUCUGGAGUCGUACAUGAAGUCUUCAACGUGCUUGGUCUGUCGUCAAGCCUUGGACACCGAGUCCGCAUUGUGCAGCAGUUGCUUGCAGCAAUCUUCUCGCAGCUUGCUCGAACUCCGGUCCAGACUUGUGAAAGCAGAACGGAAUGUCACCCAGUUGGCGAAGAUAUGCCGGUCUUGUGCGGGAUGGGAUUGGAAUGAGGAGGUUCGAUGUGACAGCAAGGAUUGUCCCGUUUUUUAUUCUCGAACAAGGCACAAGGCUGCUUUGGUCAAUGAGAAGGCUACACUGCUACCGGUCAUUGGGACUUUAGAAAAGGCAGCGAACGAUGGCUUGGACUGGUGA
This is a messenger RNA of Exophiala xenobiotica, 5112 nucleotides long. RefSeq lists its product as uncharacterized. The transcript has a single exon. Lineage: Eukaryota; Fungi; Ascomycota; Eurotiomycetes; Chaetothyriales; Herpotrichiellaceae. Gene Ontology annotation, cellular component: zeta DNA polymerase complex; nucleus. Gene Ontology annotation, biological process: double-strand break repair via homologous recombination; error-prone translesion synthesis. Gene Ontology annotation, molecular function: nucleotide binding; DNA binding; DNA-directed DNA polymerase activity. Bases 1 to 5112 code for a protein of 1703 amino acids. The record is from RefSeq and is a predicted model, not a curated record.